UUCUUCGUUUAGGUUUAUUAUACUUGUUUUCUUGAGCUAUUUUUUGUUUCAGUUUUUUUAUUAUUUCAUUUGUUGUUUGUUUGUUUGUAGGAUCAGAUCUUUGAGACAAGCUCAAAAUGAGUAAGCUUCAGAGUGAGGCCGUGAAAGAAGCCAUAACUGUAAUCAGAGGCAAAUCCGAAGAUAAGAAACGCAACUUCGUUGAGACUCUCGAGCUCCAGAUUGGUCUCAAGAACUAUGACCCUCAAAAGGACAAGCGUUUCAGCGGCUCCGUCAAACUACCUCACAUUCCACGUCCCAAGAUGAAAAUCUGCAUGCUCGGAGACGCUCAGCACGUCGAGGAGGCUGAGAAAAUGGGGCUAGACUAUAUGGACGUGGAGUCUCUCAAAAAGCUCAACAAGAACAAGAAGCUAGUCAAAAAGCUUGCCAAGAAGUACCACGCCUUCUUGGCCUCGGAGUCUGUCAUUAAGCAGAUUCCUCGUCUUCUUGGUCCUGGUCUCAACAAGGCAGGCAAGUUCCCGACGCUCGUGAGUCACCAGGAAUCGCUGGAGGGGAAAGUGAAUGAAACCAAAGCUACUGUAAAGUUUCAGCUGAAGAAGGUUCUGUGCAUGGGUGUUGCUGUUGGUAACCUCUCCAUGGAGGAGAAGCAGAUUUUUCAGAAUGUUCAGAUGAGUGUUAACUUCCUUGUCUCUUUCUUGAAGAAGAACUGGCAAAAUGUGAGGUGUUUGUACCUCAAGAGCACAAUGGGACCACCUCAAAGAAUCUUCUGAGCUCUUGCAGCUCCGUCAAUGGUGGCUAGAUACACCUGCACUCUUGUUUUUAAAUUGCAGACAUAUAGUUAAGAAAUGUGUUGGAGUGACUUUGUUUGAUGGAUUUUGUAGCUUAUAUAUUAUCUUGAAUUACUUGUUCAUGAAUAUUCAACAAACAAAGAAUUUUCUAAACUAAAAAAAUUAUAUGCCAAAGCAUAACAUAUCUCUCCAGAUAUGCUUCAUUAUAUGUUUUUUUUUCUCAAACUUCUACUUUGUAUUAACCAAAUUGUUUAAACACAUACAAGAUCAUUCUCCACGUAAGAUUUCAACCAUACUAUAUGCUUCAUUAUAUGUUUUAAACUUUACAAAAAAUUUUUUUAGAAAAAUAUAGAUUUGAAAUUUUUUUAGGACAUCUUGGAAGUACUAAUAUAUAGGUUUGAGAAAUUUUUUACGAUAGUCAUUUUAAGUUUUUGUUACAAAAAUUGUAAAAAUAGUUCUAUAUGAAAAAAAUGA
Messenger RNA from Brassica rapa (field mustard), 1259 nucleotides. RefSeq names its product 60S ribosomal protein L10a-1. NCBI's taxonomy places the organism in Eukaryota, Viridiplantae, Streptophyta, Magnoliopsida, Brassicales, Brassicaceae. Gene Ontology annotation, cellular component: large ribosomal subunit. Gene Ontology annotation, molecular function: structural constituent of ribosome; RNA binding. Gene Ontology annotation, biological process: translation. The record is from RefSeq and is a predicted model, not a curated record.